GAUGGUUGAUCCCGAAUUCCAGAUUCUAGACAGAACAGGGAUCAAAAGUUUAGACGGAACCUUUCUUGGUUGGGCUGUGCUGUGCUGCGGGACUUUGAGCAAGUGAAACCGCGUGGGUGGGAUGAGUAACUACUGUUUUUACUAACUAAAAUCUUUGCUUCUGUUCUCACUUCUCACGUCACCGGGGGAAAGCUCAACGCUAUUGUUCUAAUUUCUUUCCGUCGACUAUAUCCUUCUGAUUCUGCAAUCAACUAUCAGGCCUGGAUUGUCGUCUCUCAGAGAAAGUGAGAGAGGAUGAACCGAAAGAAAGAGCCCUGCAGAAACUUUCAGCGUGGCAGUUGUCAAUAUGGUGACAGGUGUAAGUUUCUCCAUGUGAAUCAGCAACAGACGAAACCUAAUCCAUUUGGUUUUGGGACUGGUUCACAGUUUCAGCAAACAAAUCAGCAACAGCAAAAGUCCAACCCUUUUGGAUUUGGAGUGCAGAACAACUCGAAGCCAAAAGGAGACUCUGAUUUUGGUUCAAAAUAUCAGAAUCAAUUCAAGCCAUUUGAAAACAAGUGGACUCGUUCAUCAAGUGUACCUGCUGCAAACCCUAGUUCUCGGCAAGCUGACAACCAGUCCCAGGCUCCCCAUAAGUGUACAGAUUCCGAGUCAUGCAAACGUCAAAUUGUCGAAGAUUUUGACAAUGAGAGACCACUUUGGAAGCUUACCUGCUAUGGCCAUUCUAAAUAUGGCCCAUGCGACAUUGUUGGUGACAUUAGCUAUGAAGAAUUGCGAGCGGAAGCAUAUAAGGAUGCCAAGCAGGGGUUAAGCUUGCAAUCAAUUGUUGAAAGAGAAAGGAAUUUACUGAAUUCAAAAUUGAUUGAAUUUGAGAACUUACGUCGUAAUCCCUAUGUGAUAUCUUCGAAUUCUACUUCCACUGGGGCAAGCUCAUUUUCUGGAAUCAAUUCAAAUGCAUCUGUCUCGACUGCUCCAAAUAGUGGACCUCCUUCACUCUCACGUUUUAGUCAACUGGGCCCGUCACUUAAUCUGGGAGGUAGCAGCUGGUCUCCUGUGUCAUCUACCAAUGCUUUUGGGCAAUCAAUUUCUUUCCAGACGCCAGGACUUGGGAUGGACAAUUUGACAUUUGGUAGCAAAGAAUCUUUUGGGAAUCAACAGCCUAUGCAGGCAUUUUCAAGUGCCGCCGCAACCUUCGAUAUUCCGAACAUCAGCAGCAGUAACUUUGGUGAUGGAAGCGGCCCAUUUCAUGUUUCUUCACCAAUGCCAGCACAGUUUCCCAAUCAUAUUACUAAUGAGUCAAAGAAACUUCCAAAUGGGGGUAGCUUUUCUGCUAAUGUGGUUGGACUAGCAUCCAUGGAUACUCAUUCUGUGGACAGCAAGAAAAUAGAGGCCAUUGCUGGCGAUGGAAGUAUUUGGCUAAAAGACUGGAAACCUGGGGAGAUUCCAGAAGAAGAACCUCCACAACAGUUCAUAUUUCCAGAUUCUAAUGAAUCCAUUCUGAAAAGAUGAUGAAAAUGAUAUUGACUGCUGGAUGAAGGCAGUACCUGCUCCCGGGGAGCUUGAAUUUGUUGGUGGCUUUUUUUUUUUUUU
Macadamia integrifolia is the source of this 1590-nucleotide messenger RNA. RefSeq names its product zinc finger CCCH domain-containing protein 46. The record is from RefSeq and is a predicted model, not a curated record. The transcript is spliced from 10 exons. Gene Ontology annotation, molecular function: metal ion binding. The coding region runs from base 295 to 1509 and encodes 404 amino acids. Lineage: Eukaryota; Viridiplantae; Streptophyta; Magnoliopsida; Proteales; Proteaceae.